AGAAAAUGAGUAGAUGCUCGACCAGAACUACCUACGUUGGGAAUCUACCCGGUGAUAUCCGUGAAAGAGAAGUUGAAGAUUUGUUUCUGAAGCCAAAUGGCUACACAGCCAAACUCUCCUCCGCCUCCUCCUCUUUCUACUGGUGUAGCAUCGCAUUCGCCGUCACCACCAUUGAAGCGGACUAGAAAGGUCUCACGCCUAAGAUCAUUGGCGACUAGACAAGUUGGGGCAGAGAGACCCCUGGUCCAUGUGGAUCCUGCUACUGGCAAAGCAGACGGUCCCCACAACAAGAAAUUCAUAACAUAUUUAGGAAUCGUUGCUCGUGAUAAGGUGGAUGUCACAUACAAAAAUUGGAAGCAUGUCCCUAUUGCUCAGAAGGAUUUGAUAUAGGAGGAUAUUCAUGUAUCAUGUAUUAUUUCAUGUUCCAUAUUGUUUGUUAGCCAAAUAUUUGAAUUUAGUAAUAAUAAAACCCAAUUUACUCUUUGUUAGACUGAAUUUGAUAUCCCUGAAGCAUCUGAUUUAAGGACAAAAAACAAAAUACUUUAGACUGUGGGGGAGCGGUGGAGACAGUUUAAGUCUGAUUUGACGUCGAAAUGGGCACUUGCAACUGAAAAGGAUAGUGUCAAUGACACUGUAUGCAAAAUGUACGACAUUAGCAAGGAGAGAUGGACCCAAUUUUGUCAGAGCCGCAGAGACCCUUCAUGAGAGAUGUGCGAAAAAAAGCACAAGCCAUCCAAAAACAAAACACUGCCCCUCGCGUGAUGUCUCGUGGGGGUUAUGAAUAUUUAGAAAAAAAGUUGAUGGAUGAGAAAAGAAAGAAAAAACUAGAGGAAGCUACUCAAUCUGGAAGCACUGACACCGUCAUUGAUCCUCCAUCUCCCAUCAAACGACACCUGAAGUGGAAGCUUGCUCGCACCAAGAAAACUGGUGACAUGACAUCUGAGGCAGCAAAGGAAAUUCCUGACAAGAUUGAUGCGCUUGAGGAGCAGGCCUCAUAGGGUUCCUUUGUUACCCAUGGACGUCAUGAUAUACUGAUUGCUGUCAUUGGGCGACCAGAACACCCUAGUCAUGUGCGUGCUAUAGGAGCCGGUAUAACCAUCAAGCAAUACUUUGGAUCGACUUCAAGGACCUCCUCCAUUGCUCCCGAAUACCUGCAACAGUUGACGCAACAAAUCAAGGACCAGCUGGAGGAUCCAAUCACAGAAAAAGUCACUCGACGACUAAUGUUAUCCCUCAGCCAAAUGCAAUCACAGGGACUUGCACUGCCUCCUGAACCUGGUGUUGAUCCUUCAGCUGCUCAUGUCAGCACAAAGGAGAGUUGUGUUGAUCCCUCAGGGAACGAUCCAGACACGAGUGACUCAUACAAAUGCGGGUUGUAUAUUGAAGAAUAUCCUCCUCGCCUGGUUGCCCUAGGAAGAGUUUAUGCGGGAUCCACAACCAUUCACAACAUUCCUUUGCUGCAUGAUCAAGUCAAGGUUGGUGUUGAGGAGAUUAGAGAUGCAGAUGCUCCCAUUCUUGUACCCACUAAAGAGGUUAAGGUCAUGGGACAGGCUCUUAACACAUUCCUUGCUUGGCCGACACAUCUUGUCAAGCGUUUAUCAGAACAUGUAUUUUAGUGUCAUUAAAUGCUUAUUUUUCCAACUAAAAUGUUUACUGUGAUUAAAUUAUGUCAAUUAAUUAUGUUGGAUAAACAGGGAGUUGUAGGACCCGCGAAACCUGCAGAUAGGCUGGAUGAUGAGGUCGAUGAUCCCCUAUAUCUAAUGACAUUGACCAUCCCACGGCUUUUUCUGAAGCCAUUGUAGGUUAUGUGGGAUGCUACCUUGUUUGACCUGUUUAAUGAAAACUUCCCCUUGUACAUAAAGCAUGAAGAUCUGUCUGAAAUUGCACACGGUGGUCAAUGUCUCAGCAUAUCUGUU
Molecule: messenger RNA, 1916 nt
Organism: Glycine soja
Lineage: Eukaryota; Viridiplantae; Streptophyta; Magnoliopsida; Fabales; Fabaceae
Exons: 4
Coding region: 666-998 (110 amino acids)
Source: RefSeq, a predicted model, not a curated record